AUGCCCGAGCAAAGCAACGACUACCGCGUGGUGGUGUUCGGGGCUGGCGGUGUGGGCAAGAGCUCACUGGUGCUGCGCUUCGUGAAGGGCACGUUCCGCGACACCUACAUCCCCACCAUCGAGGACACCUACCGCCAGGUGAUCAGCUGUGAUAAGAGCGUGUGCACGCUGCAGAUCACGGACACCACCGGCAGCCACCAGUUCCCGGCCAUGCAGCGACUGUCCAUCUCCAAAGGCCACGCCUUCAUCCUGGUGUUCUCGGUCACCAGCAAGCAGUCCCUGGAGGAGCUGGGGCCCAUCUACAAGCUCAUCGUGCAGAUCAAGGGCAGUGUGGAGGACAUCCCGGUCAUGCUGGUGGGGAACAAGUGUGAUGAGACCCAGCGGGAGGUGGACACCCGCGAGGCGCAGGCCGUGGCACAGGAGUGGAAGUGCGCCUUCAUGGAGACUUCGGCCAAGAUGAACUACAACGUCAAGGAGCUCUUCCAGGAGCUGCUCACCCUGGAGACGCGCCGCAACAUGAGCCUGAGCAUCGACGGCAAGCGCUCCAGCAAGCAGAAGCGGACAGACCGCAUCAAGGGCAAGUGCACCCUCAUGUGA
Messenger RNA from Cynocephalus volans (Philippine flying lemur), 597 nucleotides. It is a transcript of the gene DIRAS1, whose product is annotated as DIRAS family GTPase 1. Gene Ontology annotation, biological process: signal transduction. The transcript has a single exon. Bases 1 to 597 code for a protein of 198 amino acids. Gene Ontology annotation, molecular function: GDP binding; GTPase activity; GTP binding. NCBI's taxonomy places the organism in Eukaryota, Metazoa, Chordata, Mammalia, Dermoptera, Cynocephalidae. The record is from RefSeq and is a predicted model, not a curated record. Gene Ontology annotation, cellular component: plasma membrane.